GUGGUUGAUCCCGGCACCUAAAUGACACUUCCGCACUCUAGAACAGUGAAAUUCGUGGUUAAUGUGUUCUUAAAUUUAAAAAAAGUGCGCGCCCGCGCGUGUGUGUGUGUGCACGAGAGAUUACCAUCAACGGACUUCAUUUCCCAGCGUGCCCCGUGCAUUGGUGCAAAUGCCAAAAUGGCGGCUCCAUUGACGCUCCUGCUGAUCGUGGCUGUCACUAUCCGUGCAGCUCUUUUUAGGUCCACUUUUGCAUAUUGGAUCGCCGAGAGGGUAGAGGUGGUGUCCCCGUUAACCGCAUGGAAGAGAGUUGUGGAAGGUUUGGCUCUACUGGAUUUGGGAGUGUCGCCCUAUGCGGGAGAUGUGUUUCAUGAGACCCCUCUCAUCAUCUACUUCUUCCACUUCCUGGUGGACUAUGCAGAAAUUACAUUCAUCCUGGCCGACAUCAUCGUGGCGGUGGCCUUCUACUACGUGGUGAAGGAAUACAACAAGCAAGUGUUCAGGAAGCAGAAAUUCGCUCUGGAAGCCGACCGCUACCCCGCAGACUGUCACGAGCUGGUCCGAACCCCCAAAGAGAUGUACUACAUCCCCCUCAAAGCGGCUCUGUUUUACCUUCUGAACCCGUUCACCGUGCUGUCCUGCGUCGCCAAGUCCACGUGCUGCCUGAACAACGCCGUGGUGUCGCUCUUCCUCCUGGCCACGGUGAAAGGGAACAUGUUGCUGAGCGCCAUUUUCUUGGCCUUGGCCACAUACCAGAGCCUCUACCCGCUCACGCUGUGCGUCGGCGCGCUGCUCUACCUCAUGCAGCGUCAGUUUAUCCCCAUCAACGCAUAUCGGCUGAGUUUCUGGUGGUUCGUGGCCCAAUACGCCUUCAUGUAUCUGGGCAGUCUCCUGGUGAUGGUGGCCCUCUCCUUCUUCCUGCUGGGCUCGUGGGACUUCCUGCCUUCAGUCUACGGCUUCAUCCUUUCUGUCCCCGACCUGACGCCCAACAUCGGCCUCUUCUGGUACUUUUUCGCCGAGAUGUUCGAACACUUCCGCCUCUUCUUCCUCUGCGUCUUUCAGAUUAACAUCUUCGUCUACACCGUCCCUCUGGCCAUCAAACUCAGGGAGCAUCCGAUCUUCCUGAUUUUCAUGCAGCUGGCCAUCAUCUCCAUCUUCAAGUCGUAUCCAACAGUGGGCGACAUCGCUCUCUACAUGGCCUUUCUUCCCAUCUGGAGUCAUCUGGCCAGAUUCCUUCGCAACGUGUUCCUGGUUUCCUGCAUGCUGCUGAUGUGUUCGGCGCUGUUUCCGGUGUUGUGGCACUUGUGGAUUAACGCCGGCAGCGCCAAUGCUAACUUCUACUUCGCCAUCACGUUGGUCUUCAACAUCGCUCAGAUGCUGCUGGUGUCGGACUAUUUCUAUGCCUUCUUGAGGCGAGAGCACCACCUGGUCCACGGACUCUACCCAAAGAAGAAAGACGGCUCUGAGGCCACGCUGGUGCUCAAAUAAAACCUUCAAAUGCUGGAGGGUGGAGAAGGAACGAUGUCCGGAUGUGACGGGCCAUUCUUCGAAUCAUUCUCACCCAUCUCCUGGCUUCUUGCGGGCCUCUCAGAACGGGUGACCCCCCUCCCCCCGCCCCCCCCCCCACCACAAAAUUCAGCCCACCGUUGCUUUUUCAUAUUUGAAAGCGAUCAAUUAUUCACCCAAAAAUGAAACCAUUCCAUUUUUGUGCUCAAGCCAAAGCAAGAAUAGAAACUAUGUUGAAGUGAUUUGAGCCGCAUCGAGAUAAAAGGAGGACUUUUCGCCAUCAAGGCGAUCAACGAUGGCACUGGAAAUCCACUUCUUUUAGUUCCCAGUAGUUUUGAGUCCUACGAAUCGUUUGCCUGACAGUUCAGCUCAUCGGUGGCAAAUUGAGUGAUGUCACACGCAAGAAUUUUUUUAGGUUCUGAACUUAACCAAUGCGACGUCAAGGCUGUAUUUUAUGCUAAUUAUGUCCAAAUUGGUUUGGAUUGCGUUAAAUGCAAAAAUAGCACAAAGUAUUCCCAAAUGUUGAGAGCCCAAGUGUCAUAUUCGGAAACUCGUCUAGUGACAACAAAUCUCUAUACUUGGUGAAUUAAAUGAAUUCACCCAUUUGGAAUUACCCACGGUUAAAAAAAAAAAGCCAAUUUAUUUUGUAUUGUUUUGGUUUUUUUUGGGGGGGGGGUCUAAGUACAACCUACUCACUCAGGAUUAUUUUCUUUUCAUUUUAGUGUGUGGCAUUAAACCACUUUGAGAGGUCAUGCAUAUGAAGACGUAUGGAUGGUUUGGGGUUUUUUUGGGAGGGGGUAAAAACUUUUCUAACAAGCGUUUUGUUUACAUUGAGAAUGUUUAGUGUGGAAGCUGCUAGUUGAUUUCUACGCACUGUUUAUUUUUAAAUUUCUCGUCUUUGGUAUUUACGGAGGCGGCCCGGUAGUCCAGUGGUUAGCACGUGGGCUUCACAGUGCAGAGGUACCGGGUUCGAUUCCAGCUCCGGCCUCCCUGUGUGGAGUUUGCAUGUUCUCCCCGGGCCUGCGUGGGUUUUCUCCGGGUGCUCCGGUUUCCUCCCACAUUCCAAAAAUAUGCAUUGCAGGCUGAUUGAACACUCUAAAUUGUCCCUAGUUGUGAGUGUGAGUGUAAAUGGUUGUUCGUCUCUGUGUGCCCUGCGAUUGGCUGCCAACUGAUCCAGGGUGUCCCCCGCCUACUGCCCGAAGACAGCUGGGAUAGGCUCCAGCACCCCCCGCGACCCUAGUGAGGAUCAAGCGGCUUGGAAGAUGAAUGAAUGAAUGAAUGGUAUUUACGGACGGACCGAACGGAGACUGUUUUGGGAGAUAAUUUAUUUUGUACAGUAAAACAGGCGAGGUCCUCACAUGGUCGUUGAGUAUUUAACAAACGAAAAAAAAAAUAUUCCGUCAAAUGUUGACACACAGCAGCAAGUUUGUUACCAUUUUCCUUUCUUUGUGCAAUAAACACGAUGGAAAGAU
Hippocampus zosterae (dwarf seahorse) is the source of this 2975-nucleotide messenger RNA. It is a transcript of the gene pigu, whose product is annotated as phosphatidylinositol glycan anchor biosynthesis, class U. Lineage: Eukaryota; Metazoa; Chordata; Actinopteri; Syngnathiformes; Syngnathidae. Gene Ontology annotation, cellular component: GPI-anchor transamidase complex; membrane. Gene Ontology annotation, biological process: attachment of GPI anchor to protein; protein localization to cell surface. The record is from RefSeq and is a predicted model, not a curated record. The transcript is spliced from 12 exons. The coding region runs from base 22 to 1485 and encodes 487 amino acids.